AUGAAAUUAGAUGAAAUAAAAAAAUGCUUCAAUUCUGAAAAUCACUAUAAACAGAUUAAACAAAUCAAAGAUUAUAUUUUAGAUAACAAUAAGUAAGAGCAUCUCUAUUAAUAUAGUGAAAUAACUAAAUCAACAUUAUAAGCAGUAGAAAAUACUUUGGAAGACACUAAAUCAUUGCCUAUUUAAAAAGUAUUAUCAACAAGAGUACAAUAUUAUUAAGUAUUCAGUUAGUAAAAGAAAUAAUGGAUUAUCAUAUUGAUAUGGUUAUUGAAAAAGUAUAAAUUAAAAUCAUUCCAAUUUAUGAACAAAUUCUAAUAGGUUAUUGUGAGAAAGGAUAAAAGGCAAAGUAAUACUUUUCCGAUUAACCUGGUAGAUGUUAUAUUUAUAUAUUAAAGAUGAACAACUUAUGGUUCUUGGUAAUACAUUUAUAAGAUUGAUCAGUGAAUCUGUUUUCGUUUGGAAUAUAUGGCAUCCAUAUAUAAAUGGAUAAUAAUCAGCUUAUUCAAGAGUGUAAUAAAGUAGUUUUACAUUUUAGAUACAAUUCAUUGGUUGCAAAAGGAUUGCAAUUUCCUAAACUAUUUUAUUUUAAUUCUUAAAAGGUCAAGGAAUUCUAUGUUCAUUCAAAGGAAUAAAUGCAUACUUCUCCAUUUGUUUACUCAAACAACUUAUAACCUGAUUUCUUCUACAUUAAAAAAAGACUCGAUAGAAAUCAAUUCUAAUAAAGUGAUCUCAUUAUUAUAAGAAACGAAUUACUCUGUAAAUCAUUAAAAUAAUUACUAUUAGCUUUAAAAAACAGUCAAUUAAAUUCUAGUUAACAAAAGUUUAUAUAAAACUUUGAAAUGGCAUUUAAAGACUUUGAAAAAUCAUAAAGGUUUGAUGAAUUAUAAAUUACAAUUUAAUCAAUGUAAGAUUUUCAAUUUAAUUUUUAAAGUUGUUUGGAAUUUGAUGAUGAAGUAUUUGAUAAAUAAUCAGCCAUAGAUGCAUUUUAAAAGAGAUUUCAAUCAAAUUAGAGCAAUUUUACUCCUUCUAAAUUACAAGUUGGAGGAGGGGGAUAUUCUACUGAUAAAAUUAGUCAAUUUUUAUCUCAUGGAAGUAUGAGUGUAAUAAUCCAUUUUAUUUUCAUAGUCUCAAAAAUCAUCACCUAAUGGUUAAAAGUAGUAACUGUAAAUAUUAAAUGAAAAAAAUAGAAGAAUAGAACAUUUAUUAUUAGAAAACUCUCUUUUAUAGAAAUAAAUAAAAAACUUUGAAGAUUAGAUUCACACUUUAAAACAAAAUCUAUCCUAAAAUAAUGAAUGA
Molecule: messenger RNA, 1296 nt
Organism: Paramecium pentaurelia
Lineage: Eukaryota; Ciliophora; Oligohymenophorea; Peniculida; Parameciidae
Source: the annotation of a GenBank genome assembly